This is a messenger RNA of Nematolebias whitei (Rio pearlfish), 2264 nucleotides long. Its product is annotated as choline transporter-like protein 2. Gene Ontology annotation, cellular component: membrane. The transcript has 22 exons. Lineage: Eukaryota; Metazoa; Chordata; Actinopteri; Cyprinodontiformes; Rivulidae. Gene Ontology annotation, biological process: transmembrane transport; choline transport. The record is from RefSeq and is a predicted model, not a curated record. Bases 77 to 2191 code for a protein of 704 amino acids. Gene Ontology annotation, molecular function: choline transmembrane transporter activity.
UUGAACUAAAAGUCGCGUUUUGGCCACGGCGGAGUCUGGAAAUAUGCUGUAGCUGUCGCCUGCUGAGCUUCAGAGGAUGGAACUGGACGAAAAACCGAAAUAUGGCGAGCCCAGAAGGUAUGAUGCCUCCUUCAAAGGUCCACUCCACAACAGGAGCUGCACAGACAUCGCCUGCUGCAUCCUGUUUGUCGUCGCCAUAGUGGCAUAUAUAGGUGUUGGAAUACUCGCCUGGUCCCAUGGUGACCCGAGAAAGGCGAUCUACCCCACAGACAGUCGGGGUCAGUUCUGCGGGCAGGCUGGCACUCCACUUGCGAACAAAAGUAAAUUAUUCUACUUCAACAUCAUGAAAUGUGCCAGCCCCAUGGUGCUGCUGGAGUUCCAGUGUCCGACCACACAGAUGUGUGUGGAAAAGUGCCCAGAAAAGUUCAUGACGUUAAUAAAGGCAAACGCCAACACAAAGGACUUUGAAUACUACAAACAAUUCUGCAAGGAGGGAGUGACGCAGUCAAUGGGUGCACCAAAAAUCCUUCAGCUUGGUCUCUGUCCUGCUAUGCUGCUACCCAGCAAGUCCUUCACCCGAAGGUGCUUUCCAGCUUUAGGCUUGAAGGACGGCAAAGUCACCGUUGGAAACAACACUCAGUUUGACGAUGGCUCUGGAACCAUGAAAGAUGCCAAGGACCUCAUAGACGGAGUAAAGAAUGCCACUGUGGUUAUCGAGGCUCGUCAGACGGUCAUGAAAAUCUUUGAGGAUUACACCCACUCCUGGCCCUGGAUCAUCCUAGGGUUGGUUAUUGCCAUGUUCGUCAGCUUGCUCUUCAUCUUCCUCAUGCGUUUCCUGGCUGGCAUCAUGAUCUGGAUCAUCAUCAUAUUGGUGAUAGCAGUGAUAGGAUACGGCAUCUUCCACUGCUACAUGGAGUAUGCUGCCCUGAAGGGACAAGCAGGUGCUAAUGUGACGCUACAGGAGCUGGGCUUCCAGUCGGACUUCACGGUCUACCUGCAGAUCAGACAGACAUGGCUGUCCUUCAUGAUUAUCCUGGCCAUCGUAGAGGUCAUCAUCAUCCUGCUGCUCAUCUUCCUCAGGAAGAGGAUCCUCAUUGCUAUUGCGCUCAUCAAAGAGGCCAGCAAAGCCAUUCGGUAUGUGAUGUUUUCCCUUUUUUACCCACUGGUCACGUUCUUGUUCCUGGCAAUCGUCAUCGCCUACUGGGCUGUAACUGCUGUCUUCUUGUCGACGUCCAACGAGGCCAUCUACAAAGUUUUCAACUCGUCUGCCUGUGAGCACUCCAGGGAAACUUGUGAUCCAGCUAACUACUCGAUAAGCACAGUGAAAGCACAGUGUCCUGACUCGGAGUGCCUUUUUGCCUUCUACGGUGGAGAAACGGUUUACCACAAAUACCUGAUCGGCCUGCAGUUCUACAACGUCUUCCUCUUCUUCUGGUGUGCCAACUUCGUCAUCGGUCUGGGUCAGAUGACUUUAGCCGGGGCCUUUGCCUCGUAUUACUGGGCCUCUUCCAAGCCAAAGGAUAUACCUAAAUUCCCCUUAUUUUCUUCCAUGGGCAGAGCGCUCAGGUAUCACACGGGAAGUCUGGCGUUUGGUGCUCUGAUCCUCUCAAUCGUUCAGAUCAUCAGAGUUCUUCUGGAGUAUUUGGACCACAAACUGAAAGGAGCCCAAAACAAGUUUGCAAAGUUCAUGUUGUGCUGUCUGAAGUGCUGCUUCUGGUGUCUGGAGAAGUUCGUCAAGUUCCUGAACAGAAACGCCUACAUCAUGGUGGCGAUUUAUGGCAAAAACUUUUGCACUUCUGCCAAAGACGCCUUCUUCCUCCUCUUGAGAAACAUUCUCAGGGUUGCUGUGGUGGACAAAGUGACGGACUUUCUCUUGUUUUUGGGGAAACUUCUCGUCGUCGGGCUCGUCGGGGUCUUCGCCUUCUUUUUCUUCUCUGGGAGGGUAAAGGCCUUCCAGGAUACAGCUCCUAAUCUCCACUACUACUGGGUGCCCAUCCUGACUGUAGUGAUCGGCUCGUACCUCAUCGCUAACGGAUUCUUCAGCGUCUACUCGAUGUGUGUGGACACACUGUUCCUCUGUUUCUUGGAGGAUCUUGAGAGGAACGACGGCAGUGAAGAGAAGCCCUACCUGAUGUCUGAGGACCUCCGCAAAAUCCUGAAUAAGAAGAACAAGACGAGCCCAGCUCAGUAGAGCACUUUACUGUCUGUGAGGUGACGCUGUGGCCUGCAGGGGACGAUCAGAUCCACGUCCUGCCAGGAUCCUG